Molecule: messenger RNA, 2640 nt
Organism: Geosmithia morbida
Lineage: Eukaryota; Fungi; Ascomycota; Sordariomycetes; Hypocreales; Bionectriaceae
Product: TATA element modulatory factor 1 DNA binding
Exons: 3
Coding region: 1-2640 (879 amino acids)
Cellular component (GO): endoplasmic reticulum; Golgi apparatus
Source: RefSeq, a predicted model, not a curated record
AUGGCCGCGCCUGGCAAGCCGUCGGCCUCCAGAUGGGGCUCAUUCCUCACCUCGGCCGUCGCAGGCGUAGAGUCUCGCCUCGACAACAUGCUGUCCGAGGGCGCUGCAGGAGCCGACGAUGACGAUGGCGACGGCUGGACGUCCAGUCCCGCGCCCAAGAAGAAGCCACAACCGCAGCCGCAGCCACAAUCGCAGGCUCCCAUGACGGCAACGGCAGCGGCGGCGGCAAAGUCGGCCAAUACACGGUCCUCGUCCAAGCCUCGGGGGAACCCCAACGACCGCCUACAGGCCAGGCUGGCCAAAGCCAUGGCCGCCAAGUCUGGACAAGGCAACAGUGCGUCGCCCAGGAGCUCGUUUGACAGCAGACCGUCGAUGGACAGGCCCUCGAUCGACAGACCGUCCACGGAGCGGCCCUCGAUCGACAGCACGCACAACGGGGAGAACGAGCCGGCGGCCAAGACGGACACCCCGCCCGAAGAGGCCGCUACGCAGGCGGCGCCGGCGGCAGCAGAAAAGGGCGACAGUCCCGCGCCCCCUGGGCAAGAUGUAUCGGCCGGACCGAAAUCGGAAUCGCCACAGCCGGCCGCACCCGACGAGAAGAAGGACGCGGCAGAUGACGGCGACGCAGCGACGAGACCGACUGUCGCUGCCGCCACCACUGCCGCACCCCAGAGCCAUAUAUCGGAACUGGCCAAGGACAUGGACGAGAUCAAGGCGCGGCAGCAGGAGGAGAUCCAGGAGUACGUCGAGCGCAUAGACUCGCUGCAGUCCAAGCUGAAGUACCUGUCCAGAAACGCCGCGGACGCGGCCAAGAAGGCGGCGUCGGCGGCGCCUCCUGGCAGCGCGGAGCGCAAGCUGGCCGAGAAGGAUGAGAAGAUUGCGCUGCUGAUGGAGGAAGGGCAGAAGCUGUCGAGCUCGGAGCAGACGUUCCGCGCCACCGUCAAGCGGCUGCGGCUGCAGAUGGCCGACAAGGACAAGCAGGUCGAAGACCUGAGGAGAGCCAAGGACAAGGCCGCCUCGGAGGCCGACGCGCUGCGCAGCCGGCUCGAAGGUGAUGAGGAGAAAGAGAAGAGGCAGGAGGAGGCGCGCAAGGCGACGGCAUCGCUGCAGCGCGAGAUUGACGGCCUCAAGAAGGAGCGCGCCGUCAGGGACGACGCCAUGCGCAGGCUCGAGCAGGACCUCCGCGCCAAGGCGGACAAGGCCGCCGCCGCCAGCGCGGACGCGCACGCCAAGGCCGUGGCCGCCGAGAAGGCCCGUCAGAGAGAGCUCGAGGACAAGGUCGCCGCCCUCGAAGCCGAGAGGGACUCGCUCCGGGACAAGGCGCGCCUCGAGGGCCUCGAGUGGACCGAGAGGCUCGCCCGCGCCACCGAGCGGGGCCGCACCGUCGAAGCCGACCUCAGAGCAGAGGUCAAGGUGAUGGAGGGCAAGCUCGAGGCCAUGCGGUCCGUCGCAGAGGAGGCCUCGUCCGGCUCCGGCGGCGAGGCCCAGGUCAAGCUGCUGCGGCAGAUCGAGACGCUCCAGUCGCAGUACGCUACCGCCAGCGACAACUGGCAGGGCAUCGAAGCCUCUCUCCUCGCAAAGGUGGCUAGCCUCGAAAAGGAGAAGGAUGAGGCACAGAGGCGAGACCGAUGCCGCGGUCUAGAGGAUGAGCUGCAAGACGUCAAGCCGGAACUGGAGACGGCCAGGCGAGAACUUGAGACGUGCCGCGAGCAGCUCGCCGCCCUGCGGAUGUCGGCCAAGACGACGGAGACGGCCCUGGAGCAGGCCCGCGCCGACCUGGACAAGAUGCAGCGAGCAGCAGCGCGGGAGAUGCAGCAGCAGAACGAUGCGUACCGGCGGGGAGGGUGGGCGGACGACGUUCCCGCGAUGCCAUCGCCGCGCAACCAGAGUCGGCCGGACUCGCCGCUGCUAUCGGUGCCGCGCAACUUCAGCUCCGAACUCGCGGGCCUGCAGAUCUUCAACAAGCCGCUGUCGCGCCGCACGCCCGUCUCGGGCAGCAUACCCGACAGCCCCGGCGACCUCGGCAGCAUCCGACGACUGCCGAGCCAGCCGUCACUCCGGCGGACGGGCACGUUCUCCACCACGGGGUCCGGUGCGGCCGCGGGCUCGGGCGUGCCGCCCAUGCCCUUCUCGCCGUUCGAGCCGCCGCCCAGCGACGGGCUAGACCUCAUGUCGCCUCCCUCCCUGGCCGAGCGGGACGAGUCGGCCGCUGCCGGUGCAGGUGCCGCCGGUGCGGGAGAGGGCCCGGUGCCGUUCUCGCCGCGCAACGUGGCGCAGGACAUGGUCUCGGUCUCGACCGUCGGGGCCGGGCCGUCAGUGCAGCUGGUGGAGCGCAUGAGCGCAGCCAUCCGCCGGCUCGAGGCCGAGAAGGUGGCGGCAAAGGAGGAGAUGGCGCGCGUGUGCAGCCAGAGGGACGAGGCGCGGUCCGACAUACUCUCGCUCAUGAGGGACGUGGAGGCCGCCAAGGCGGCGUCCAGAAAGGCCGACGACGCCCAGAGGCAGCUCGAAGAGGUCAACGCCCGCUACCAGACUACCCUUGAGCUGCUGGGCGAGAAGAGCGAGAUGGUGGAGGAGCUCAAGGCCGAUGUGCAGGAUGUCAAGGAAAUGUAUCGCGAGUUGGUGGAACGGACGGUCAAAUGA